Messenger RNA from Staurois parvus, 969 nucleotides. NCBI's taxonomy places the organism in Eukaryota, Metazoa, Chordata, Amphibia, Anura, Ranidae. The record is from the annotation of a GenBank genome assembly.
AUGCAUCGGACCAUGCGGAUCAAGAUGACUGAGCUGAAUCCACAUCUUAUGUGUGCCCUGUGUGGAGGAUAUUUCAUCGAUGCAGCAACUAUUGUAGAAUGCCUGCACUCCUUUUGUAAGACCUGUAUCCUACGCUACUUAGAAGCACACAAAUUCUGCCCCAUGUGUGACUCUCAAGUGCACAAAGGACGCCCUCUGCUCAGCAUAAGGUCUGAUAAAAUAUUACAAGACAUUGUAUACAAGCUUGUACCCGGACUCUUCAGAGAUGAAAUGAAACGACGACGGGAUUUCUAUGCCUCUUAUGCACGUACACAUGCAAACAGUGGCUCCAGCAUUGAGCAGGGGGACAAAGUGACGGCGAGUGGCGACAUGGUGGUACAUGAAGAGGAGAAUAUCAGCCUUUCCAUCCAAUUCUCUGAAGAUGCCAGAAAGAAAAUUGUAUUUGGAGUUUUAAUUGUGUUACCACCUCUUUCCUUACAGAGGAACAGUCUUCGCUUCUUGCGUUGUCCUGCAGCAAUGACCAUCACACACCUCGCUAAAUUCUUGCGGAACAAAAUGGACGUUCCAAACCGGUACAAGGUGGAGAUUCUCUAUGAGGAAGAGCCGUUGAAGGACUAUUACACCCUAAUGGAUAUUGCUUAUAUUUACCCCUGGGGCCGGACAGGACCACUGCCUCUCAAGUAUCGUGUGCAGCCGACGUGCAAAAGAUUACGAUUUAGCCGCCCAAGAAGCCUGCAGGAACCCAACCGAGCAACGAACUCAGAAGGGGAUUCAGCAAGUGACAAGGCGAACAGCCCAGCACCAGUUCCCUCCACAUCCUCAUCUCUACCCAGCCCUUUAACUCCCUGUCAGAGCUCUCCAAGCCCCAACACUGAACUCCCUCCAGCCCCUUCCCUCCACAAUGGGCACUCAGCCAGCAAGGGCCGAAAAGUUUCUCUCAAUGGAGCACCGGGACCACCCCUCACUUGA